This is a messenger RNA of Lutzomyia longipalpis, 4743 nucleotides long. RefSeq lists its product as uncharacterized. Bases 2241 to 3371 code for a protein of 376 amino acids. Gene Ontology annotation, biological process: sensory perception of taste. Gene Ontology annotation, cellular component: axon; membrane; neuronal cell body. The record is from RefSeq and is a predicted model, not a curated record. NCBI's taxonomy places the organism in Eukaryota, Metazoa, Arthropoda, Insecta, Diptera, Psychodidae. The transcript has a single exon.
GAAAACCCUCAUUUUAAAUACUUUUUAUAUCGUUAUUCAUCAUUAGAGGGUUCAAAAGAUAUAGAGCGUAAAUUGGCCAAUCCGAAGUAACUUAAUAAAAAUUAAAACCUUAAAUUUUUGUUUAAAAUGCUUUUUAGGAUAGUUUUGUUCGGAGAUACAUACCAAAAGUUCAACUCUAAAUAUUUUUUUUCCUUUUCAAGAUUUUUCUGAAAGUUUUUCUAGCAGAUUUUUUAUUACGAAAAAAAAAUAUAUAAGAAAUUAUAAGUUAGCAGAAAGGUUCUUUUAAUAGCCUAUUUUAGGUUAAUUCAAAAUGGACUCUUUUCCGAAGAAGCAUAUGAAGAUGCAGCUUAUGUUCCCAAAGUCUUCUAUACUGCAGUUAAUCAAAUCACGAUCAAAAUUUGACAACAUUUUUGAUAUUUUCCUUGAAUUUCCCUCACUCCAAGAGUAUUUUCUUCCUAUUAAGCAAUGACUUUUUUUCUGCAAUAUCAUCAAAUAAAGAAACCAACAAACCUCGAGACAACAACAUCUUUUUGUUCUGUACAUAGUAGAACUAUAUAGCAACAUUUAAUGAGAUUUCCCAUAAAGUAAAAUAAAUGUAUCAAAUUACCAAGUGUUUGAAUCUUUUGCGCAUUAAGCUAAAUUAUUUUUAAGAAAAAAAAUGAAAUCACCUAACAAGGUGAAAAUGGAGUUAAAACGAGGUUGAAAUAUGCAAGAAAUCAUGAGUGGACUUUUAAAUAAAAUCUCUUUGUGGUUUUUCAUGCACAAAAAUGCAAUGUGUGGGGUGUCAAAAUCAAUUAAAUAUCAUUCGCAUGAAAUCACAGUGAAAUGAUUGUGUGCUGACUUUAGAGCCAUAAAGAGAUUCAUUGAUUAAAAAUUUCCAUUUCAUUCACAUUCACUUUUUUCUUUAAAUAAAUUUUCUUGAUAAGACGUGAGAAGAUGAAAGAAAAAUUUCCGAGAUACAUAAUUUCUCAAUCUAUGUAGGUAUGUAUGUAUGAAAUGACAACAUUGUGGCUGCAGCAGUGUCUCUGGGAGAUUAAUGAUUGUGAAAUGAUUCAAAUUAAUUGAUCAUUAAUCACAUGGUAAUUGCAUUAAUAACAAAUUCAGUGUGAGGGUAAUUUUGAGGAAUUUAUUGAGUUAGUAGGUCUGAAAUGUCUGUUGAGUGGCUGUUUUUUAAGAGCUAGUGAAAUUGUCCAAAGAUUCGUAAAUUUAUUAUUUUUUCAUGGAAAGAUCAUUCCAAAUCUUUUAAAAAGAAUUUUAGGGGCAUGGCCAAAUAUUUUUUUUAGAAUGUUGUGAGUUAUUCCUUUUUUAAAUUUAAGUCAUUUAACAUGAAUUUUAUUUCUUUACAAUUUAACAUUUCCUUACAAACGUUUGACAUUUCUCUUGUAACGUUUGACAAUAAUUUUUAAUGUUUGCUGAUUUUUUUUUAACAUUUGGCGUUUGUUUUUAACAUUGACGCUUCCUUUCAAACAUUUAACGUUGUUUUCUAACGUUUGACGUUUUUUUUAACUUCUGACAUUUCAUUUCUAACAAAUUGUUUCAAGCCGAUUUGUGUGUUAAUUAAAGUUUUAGGAAAAAUUGCUUUUUCAAUGCUGACUGGGGGAAAACAAAUUUUCCAAAACCUUUAAUACUUAAUUCUAACGUUUCAAAAAAUUUUGACGUUUGACAUUUUUUUCUAAUUUUAACGAUUUUUUAACGUUUUACUUUUUUAUUUAAUAUUUAUCGUUUUUUAUAUCAUUUAAUGUUUUUUUUAAAUGUUAGAAAAAUCUCUUUUGAUCUUUUUAACAUAAUUUUUAGCAUUAAACUAUUUUCUUUUGAUCUAUAAUACUUUGGACAUUACAGAAUUAUUGCACCUAAAUGUGCUUUAGCCAAUGGAAACGCUCUUCAUGAAUUUAUCAGCCAAUCAGAGUUCUUCUCUAUUACAUCAAUACUUCUUCUUAUUCAUUUGUAUUUCAUUUUCAAUUUAACGGAAUUACGCUCUAUCCAAAGUGAGAAUAAAGAAAAGGUAAAAAAUAUUUCAAUUUUCUGUAUUUUAAAAGCUUUCGACUAACCAUAAGUCCCGAAAUAAAAGCUCUAAAUUCAAUCUACAAAUCCCUCAUAUCUCUCAAACUGACCAUCGUCAUUUGGAGGGUAUUCGAAGCGUGUUGGGAAGCAUUAAGAAGGUGUGAUUUGUGGCGAGUUAAAUAAUUUGUCUGCGGACAAUUUAUUGAGUGUGCACACAAGCCUUGUUGGUGGUGAUUAGAAUGGCAGAAAGAAUGUCUUUCUGGUGCUACUUGAGACCCCUAUAUUGCAUGGCAAAAGCCCUCCUUAUCCAUCCGCACUGCAUUGAGUGGCAGACCGGCAAUCCCCAUGUCUCCGUCUUCGGUACAAUGCACUCACUCACCCUGGCAAUUGGAUACUACAUCUACCAUGUGAUGAUGGCUCUGCAGCAGAUGGUUUUGAAUGAGAAAGACUACAAUUUUGUCACAUUCGCCAUCAAUAGCUACAACCUCUUCUCCGGCUGUACAUUCUUUCUCCUCAUCGUUGUCACGGUCACGUGGAUGCAGAAGCAAAUGAUUGCCGUCUUGGGCAUAAUAUAUACCUUUGACAAUCACAUGGAAAAGUUAAAUCUAUGCGUGGACAAUAGAAUGUGGUCUGUGAUGUUCUACGUGCCCGGAUUAAUCCUCUUCAGUGCAUUGGGUGUGAUGGAAUUGGAGAAUUGCAUCAUGUUCAUCAGGGAUUCCAUGCCAUUCUCGGAUUUUUGCUUCAUGAUGUGCUACAUCCCCAUGUUUGUACUCAUUGUGACCGAAUGGAUGUUCAUUGGCUACACGUUGGCCAUUAAGUAUCGCUUCAAUCUCAUCAACACCCACCUCCAGGGUGUCCCGGAAGAAAAUACCACAAAUACCGUCAAUGUGAUGAAAUUUCACGCUAAAUCUCUUGCAGAUGCAUCAAAGAAACUAAAUGGUGUCUUCAAUUUGCCCCUCUUGCUCCUUCUUCUCAAUCAAUUUGCCGCAAUGGCAACUCUUCUCUAUGAUUUGUGCAUGACCAUAGUGGAUUUUGGCCAAGAACCCAAUGAAAGGCUCAGGGAUAUCAUCAAAUCCGGUGGUUGGUCGAUGCUCUUUAUGCUGGAAAUGCUGGCACUUUGCCGAGUCUGUGAACUCCUUGAGGUGGAAGCGCAUUUAACGUCUAAAUCCCUCAUGAGACUCACUAAGGAUGGCGGAUGCCUCAACUCACUGCAACUUCUAUCCGUUCUACGUGUUAAAAUCACACCUUUUCGCCUCUUUUCCGUAGACAUGAAGCUCUUUUACACUAUGUUUGGUGCUAUUGCAACCUACCUAAUUGUUCUCGUGCAAUUUGACAUGGCUCAGGAUUACAAACAAAUGAUAUUAAAUUGAAAGAUUUUUUUUUUAAAUUAUUAAUUCUCAAAAAUUGCGAAUUUGCAUACCUUGAGGCAGAGUUUGGUAUUUCAAACUACGUCAUAAUAUAUUUAAAUAUUUGAUUAAAAAAAAUAAAUUUAAGAGUGAAACAAGUAGUUUUAGUUUAAAAUACUUUUUAAGAGAUCUUAAAACUCCAAAAAAAAACUAGAAAAUCAUCAAAACAACAAACAAGUUAAUUUGUAAAUGUUUCUGUUGCUAUCUUAUAAUAAAAAUAAUUCUAGGAAAUAAAAUAAAUGAUGUUUCUCUUAUUUCUAUAUACCUACACUGAUAAAAAAAAACUCUCACAUUCCAUAAAAUAGUGAAGAAAUUUUUUUACAAUGCAUUUUUUGAGCGGAACAACCGCGACACGGAAGCCACAGAGCGCGGAGUUUUGAGUGUCUCUCACAGAGCGGAGAAAGCAGACAUUUUCACGGAAGACACCCAACAGACGUUCUAAAUAAAAAUUUUAUAUAUUUGAAGAAGUAGCAAAGGGGAAGGCACCGCCGACAACUCCGUACAAGAGAGGCACCAAAAAAAGAGCCAAAGACGGGCAAUGCCCGAUAAGAUUCAAUUGGGGUGCUUUGUGUAGAGUUGCAAAAGACCAAAGACGAAAAAUUUUGUAGAUAAAGAUAAGAGAUUUAAAAAAAACAUUAGAGGUCGAAUUAUGUUUAAAAUAUUUUAUAUCCUUGUUUAUAUCCUUUCCUUGCAAUUCUAGAAUUUAUAGCUUUUUAAAGUUCUAUGAAAAAUAUUGAAAAUUUUGACAGUUAGUUGAAAGAUUUUAUUAACACACAAAAAUUCUUUUAAUCAAAAUUUAAAAUGAAAAGAAAAUAUUUGUGACAGAAUCGAUCCUUGCGCUUACUGGAAUAGAUUAUUCUCAGUAUUGUAAAAGGCAAAAGAUUAAAGCCAGAAUAUUCUCUGUGUUAUACAAAAUCCUUAGUAGACCGAGAACUUAAAUUAUUGAAAUCUUGACUCUAGAAUACGAGAAAAACACGAAAAAUAUAACCUUUUUACAUUACCAAUCUUUUUUUAAAUUAUUUUUUUAAAUUUACAUAAACAAGGAGGUAUAAUUGGAGUCAAGAUUUUUUUUAAAACUAUUUGUUAUAAAGAAUUUCUAAAAUUGUAGUUGAUUCUGUCUAAAAUCUUCGCUUUCUUCUAAUUUGAAAAUUUCAAGAAUCUUGGUAUUAUGUGAAAAAUAUUGCAAGAUUUCAACGUUUCAUUAUUCGAUUCUUUUCAUUCUUUAAUUGUAUUAUAAAUUAAUGAAAAAUACUUUUCAAGAAUCGUUCAAGAAACAUUUAAAAUGGUUUUUGAGAGAAAAAACUCUUGUUAACUAUCUUGACAAAAAAUAGUAUGA